Messenger RNA from Electrophorus electricus (electric eel), 4146 nucleotides. RefSeq names its product HEAT repeat containing 6 (gene heatr6). The record is from RefSeq and is a predicted model, not a curated record. Lineage: Eukaryota; Metazoa; Chordata; Actinopteri; Gymnotiformes; Gymnotidae.
ACCCUGCAAGAUGGCCGUUAGGGUAACUUCGAGCUCAUUUCCCCCUUCUGAUUUAGAUUUAAAUGGAUAUCAUCAUCGGCCUGUAUUGCCUCCACAUAAAGCAGCACAAAAUGCUUUGCACGUAACGAUGGAGUCUGCGCUCAUUCCUUCAUCGGAUGCAGAUGAACAAUUCAGGAGAUUAUUCAGCAGACUAAGAGCCCUCAGACCUUCUGACAGACCAAGCUUCAAAACUGAACUCAACCUGCUGUUCGAUCAGCUGAUUUCGGAAAAUUCUAGCAGCAGUUUUACCAAUGAAAACAUACGACAAGAAGAGGUAUGCGCUCUGCUCGUUCACGCAAGCCGACUGGUUCCACACAGCCAAGAACACCUUGUCAUCAAAUUAUGCCAGUUGAUUCAUCAGCUGCUAAAUCAGUUACAGGUGAUUGUUGAUGAGCAGACACUUGAUACUCUCGUGUCAUACUGUACACGUGCGUUGCGAACAUGCAGCUUGUGGACUCACGCAGAGAUACUGUUGGCCCUUUCGUCACUGGUGUAUGGCAAUGGGCCCCGAUGCCAGCAGUACCUUCCAGAGCUCCUGGGACAGAAUGGUAUCCUUCUGAACUACAGUGAUUCCUGUCAGACUGACAUAGAACUAUGUCGUUCUGCUGUGCACUGCAUGGCCAACCUUUGCCUUGGAGUCCCAGGUCAUUCUUAUUUUGAAGAACCACACAAGCAAAUAUGUUACACAAUCUUCAUGCAGACUCUUCAGUCCCCAAAGCCUCCAGGUGUGGAGGAAAUAUCCUUCUGUACACUAUUGCAGAGUGCCUUAAAGGGCAUGCAGUAUUUUCUGAAUGGGGAGAAAUGGAGAGCUAGUCCUGAUCAGGACCUGGGCUGCUUAUUGGCUGUGCUCAAGAAAUUCAUGUUUUAUGGGCUUCCCGGGAUAAAUGUGGAGAUGCCUCGAGUUUUGUACCCCGCGCCUCUCCCCCAAUACGAAACCAUUCCUGCAGCCAAAACAGACCCUGCACAGGACAUGCCAGUACAAAGGAAAACACCAGCGUCCCAACAGAGUAAGAAGCGAAGGUCCCGUGGGAAAGGGAAGAAAGUCAGGGCGGAAGGGGGGAAAGGAGGACAGGACGAGGGAGAUGAUGAAGAGCUGAGGAGUGGAGGAGGCGUGGGGGAGACUCGAGGGGAGGGCCCGGCGGGGCACCCUCGCCUGUCUGCCCACCUCGCUCCGCCUCUCCAGCCAGGAGUUAGAACUCAGUUCUGCCCCCAAUGGAAGAAAAGCAGCUCUGAUUCUGAUUUCUCCGAUCCCGAAGGAGGCAUGCAGUCCAAACUCAGCAGGCUGUAUCACGCUCGCGUGCGGCAGGGUGCUCUGCACUGCUUCCUGGCUGUGGUGAAGUGCGUGGAGAAGAAGGUGCUUUAUGGCUACUGGUCCAGUUUCAUCCCCAAUGCCCCUGGCAUCGGAAGCCCCCCGUCGCUGACCCUACUCAACAUCGCUCUGAAAGACCCGUCCCCCAAGGCGCGCGCGGGAUCCCUGCAGGUACUCUCCGCCCUCCUGGAAGGCUCGCGGCAGUUCUUGUCCGUGGCUGAGGACACCGGCGCACCCCGGCAAGCCUUCACACCAUUCUCGGCCACCCUGGCGGCCAGCAUAAGGGAGCUCCACCGCUGCCUCCUGCUCGCACUGCUUGCUGAGUCCUCCUCUCAGACGCUCACGCAGGUCAUAAAGUGCUUCGCCCACUUGGUGUCCAACGCACCCUACAACCGCCUCAAGCCUGGCUUGCUCAUCCCUCUGUGGAAACAGAUCCGUCCGUAUGUCCGGCACAGAGAUGUGAAUGUGCGCGUGUCCAGCCUCACCCUGCUGGGUGCGCUUGUCUCUGCUCAGGCCCCCCUGCCCGAGGUGCGACUCUUCCUGCAGCAGCCUGGCUCAGCCCACGGGCCCCCUGCCUCUGGGGGGUCCACACCACAAGGGCCCCAUCCGCCCGGAUGGAGGCAUCCUGGCCACGGAGAGCCGGCGGUGCCCGGGUCGGGCACAGAAGGCACCCCAGAGGCGCCAUGCUGGCUGCUGCAGCUGUGUGUGGCCCUAGUCACCCAGCCCCGCGAGGAGCCCCACUCGGACAGCGACGCGGCCAGCUCUGGUUCGCUGGAGCCCUCACCUGUCCGCCUGGAGGCGCUGCAGGUGCUAGCCCACCUGGUGAAGGGCUACUUCCCUCUGGCUCAGGCGUGUCUACUGGAGUUGGGCCAGCUCAGCGCACGCUGUCUCAGGGAGCAGGACCCUUCAGUUCAGCUACAUGGAGCCAAGCUGUUGGAGGAGCUGGGCACUGGGAUUAUCCAGCAGUACAGAACUGAUGCCAGCCCUUCAGAUGCUGCCACUGCUGUACCCAUGUGCCAGGUGGUGCAGUUCUGGUCUGAGGUCCUGACUGGUCCUCUGAUAGGAGCCCUACAGAAUGAACAGCACCUGACCCUACAGACCAGCGCAUGUGAUACACUCUCAUCCGUGCUACCGCAGGCCUUCAGCCAGCUUCCUGACAAAACCCAAGUUCUUUGUAUCACGGUACUGCUUGGCCUCACAUACAGUGAAAACUCCUUGGUGAAGGCAGCAGCUGUGAGGGCUCUGGGUGUCUACAUUCUGUUCCCCUGCCUCAGAGAGGACGUGAUGUUUGUGGCGGACACGGCCAAUGCCAUCCUCACCGCUCUGGACGAUCGCUCUCCCAAUGUUCGUGCCAAGGCUGCCUGGUCGCUAGGCAACCUCACCGACACCCUUAUUGUCAACAUGGAAGCAGUCGGACUAGACUUUCAGGAGGACAUUUCUGACAUGCUUCUUCUGAAGAUGCUCCUAUCUGCCACGCAGGCAUCAGCAGACAAGGAUAGGGUAAAGAGCAAUGCCGUGCGUGCUCUGGGGAAUCUGCUGCACUUUCUGCAGCCAGCGCACCUGAGCAAGCCGGCGUUCGCGCUGCCCCUCCAGCAUGCCAUGAGGGCUCUCACAGACACGGUGAGAGGGGAUGCCACCAUGAAGGUGCGCUGGAAUGCUUGCUACGCACUGGGCAACGCCUUCCGAAACCCUGGCCUGCCUCUGGGAGCUGCCAGCUGGUCUGAAGAGGCCUACUCUGCUCUCUCAUCGGCCGUCACAUCCUGCAGGAACUUCAAAGUGCGCAUCAAAUCUGCUGCUGCCCUCUCUGUCCCUGCAUCACGUGAGCGCUAUGGGGACACACGGCAGUUCGCCGAAGUGUGGAGCACACUGGCCCGGGCGCUGGAGCACAGCGGCGACACUGAGGACUUCCUGGAGUACCGCUACUGCACCAGCCUGCGCUCCCAGCUCUGCCACGCACUGCUACACCUCAUGACCCUGUGUCUUUCACGCGAUCUGCCUGCCUUGGCGGCAUCGCUGGGCAGCCAGUCGGCGCCGGCACUCCGGGGCUUCCUGGUUAGUUACCUGGGCGACGGCACACUGACUCCCAGGCACGUUGUUGGUGACGAAGAUGUGGCAGGCCAGACAGAGACCGGGAAUGGGCUGGAGGUGCUGGGUCGGGCCCUGAGCAGACUGAAGGAGUUAGAAGCGGAGGCUGUGGCAGAUGGUGCAUCUGCCCUGGACACCGUGCGGGGCUUUCUGGAGGACGUGGCAAAGAGCUGCGAAGAUUUGAAGGCUUCGGAUGGAUUGGACGCUCGGCUGGCGCACAGUAGCUCAUCUCCGACGCUUCCUUGAAGCCCUACCAUAGAGGCUACACUUACAGGGAUAAGAAGGAAAUUGGAGCAUGAGAUAUAUGAAUUCCAUCAAUAAAUGAUUACAGCAGUGCAAAUCUAGAGUAGAUGUCAGAGACAACGUGUCCAGUUAUGUAGCCAAAAUGGUGAGCAAAAGUGUCGAGAAGCUAUUUAGGAAAUACUUAUUUGUUCACGGAUUUAUUGAGUGGCUUUUUUUAAACUUGUAAAUCAGCAUGUGGGAUCUCCAUCUGUACAAAAUAUGUUUGCUUAAUCCUCAUUCACAAAGGGGAAGCUCUGUUUGAUAAUGACCAUUUUCUGUUGUAAACCAUAUACCUAAAUGUCAAGAAUUUUAAGUGGGGCUUUUGUGGGAACGGUCAUUUUAUUUAACACACAUAGGAGCUGAUAUUUUAUGAACUGUGACCUAAACAAUAAGGAACAAUAAAGGAUGUUUAUUUUAAGCGGGCUACUUCA